AUGGCGUACGCACUUACCGAUGCUCUCAUGGUCCGUAUUUGUCGUAGAAGUGGUGCAUAUGCUUCGGUAGUUUCAGAAAGAACCACCAAAGGCAACAUCAUAUCUGAAACAGCAAUGGCUGCCCCUUCCACCGACCUUCACUUCGUCUUGCUUCCACUGAUGGCUCAGGGCCAUAUGAUACCCAUGGUGGACAUCGCCAGGAUACUAGCCCAAACCGGAACAACUGUUACCAUAAUCACAACUCCUGUAAACGCAAACCGUUUCAAAUCAGUCAUUGAACGUGCAAUCGAAGCUGAGCUCAAUAUCCAAAUGCUUGAACUGCAAUUCCCAUUCGCUGAAUCUGGUUUGCCCGAAGGAUGCGAGACUUUUGACUUGCUUCCAUCAGCUGCGCAUAUAGUCAAUAUGUUGAAAGCUAUGAAGAUGUUCGAAGAACCAUUUGAGAGGAUGCUUCAGGUUCUAUGUCCUCCUCCAAGUUGCAUCAUCUCCGAUGGUGCUUUUCCUUGGACUGCCGAUGUGGCAAAGAGACUAAAUAUCCCGAGGCUUGUUUUCUAUGGGCCAGGAUGCUUUCCUUUCCUGUGCAUUCACAUAUUGAACAAAACUAAUAUACUAGACGAAAUUAAAUCCAACUCAGAGUACUUUGCGCUGCCCGACCUGCCCGACCAUAUUGAAGUUACCAAACCUCAGGCUUCAGGCUGGGGAAAGGGAAACAGAAAAGAAACCAAAGAGGUGUUUGAACAAACACAAGAAGCUGAGAAAGCUACAUUCGGAAUUGUGGUUAACAGCUUUGAAGAGUUGGAGCCCAUGUAUGUUGAAGCGUUCGCAAAGGCAAAAGAUACAAAGGUGUGGUGUAUAGGCCCGGUUUCUUUAUGCAACAAAAGUUUUCAAGAUCUAGCGGAGAGAGGAAACAAGGUUGUGAGAAGCGAGCACGAUUGCAUGGAAUGGUUGGAUUCAAGGGAACUAAAGUCAGUAGUCUAUGUUUGCUUGGGAAGUCUAUCGCAUGCAUCCACAGAACAAGCCAUUGAGCUUGGGUUAGGAUUGGAGUUAUCGGGAAUACCCUUUAUUUGGUGUGUUAGGCAGCCUCGUGAAGAAUUUGAGAGAUGGGUUUCAGAAGAACAAUAUGAAGAAAGGAUCAAAGGUAGAGGCGUAAUGAUCCGUGGUUGGGCACCUCAAAUCUUGAUAUUGUCACACCAAGCGAUUGGGGGUUUCAUAACACAUUGUGGUUGGAACUCGACUCUAGAAGGGAUUUGUGCUGGGAUUCCAAUGGUUACA
Messenger RNA from Lactuca virosa, 1269 nucleotides. The record is from the annotation of a GenBank genome assembly. Lineage: Eukaryota; Viridiplantae; Streptophyta; Magnoliopsida; Asterales; Asteraceae.